Brassicogethes aeneus is the source of this 633-nucleotide messenger RNA. NCBI's taxonomy places the organism in Eukaryota, Metazoa, Arthropoda, Insecta, Coleoptera, Nitidulidae. The record is from the annotation of a GenBank genome assembly.
AUGCAAUCGUUUAUGAGAAGGUUUGAAACUGAAGAAGAAUCAGAUGGGGAUUUUUCCGAUAAAGAGAAUGAGGAAGAGGAGAAUCGCCCUCUAUUUCAAGAACCGGAGUUAAGUGAUGAUGAGUCCGCAUGGGUGGCACCGUCCAUCGGUCAGGAAACUUUGCUGGAUUUGGACUUCACCCCGAGAACUAGGGAGCAGGAGCCAUCCGUGCCGGCGCCAAAAGCCCAUAUAGCAGCUCAGGGCGUUGAAUGCCAGAAGUUGGGAAAAACAUCUUUUUCACGAAUUCGCUAUGCAGAAGUUCAAAAGAAGCUGCAGGCCGCUCCUGUGUUUAGCGCUUUGCGUGUCAAUUUACAAUUAGCGAAUUUGUGCAAAACAAGUCCUUUGCAGGAUCAGUUGAUUAAGAUGGACUUGACUUUUGGGACAGUAGUACAUGGGCUACUGCUUCAAAGAGAGGCUUUUUCAGAAGGAGUUAAGGAGCUGGUUAUUAAGCAUCCGGAAAUUAAGUCAGAUGUUCAGAGUCUGUUAAUGGGGUCGGAUUCGUCAUUUAGAUCUAUUUCUGAUGACCUUCUUCAGAAUGUGUGCCGUCGCAGGGCUGAAAUAAUAGAGCAAAGAAGGUCUUUGAUUAAACCUUAG